Molecule: messenger RNA, 1595 nt
Organism: Lepisosteus oculatus (spotted gar)
Lineage: Eukaryota; Metazoa; Chordata; Actinopteri; Semionotiformes; Lepisosteidae
Gene: entpd1
Product: ectonucleoside triphosphate diphosphohydrolase 1
Cellular component (GO): plasma membrane
Molecular function (GO): zinc ion binding; hydrolase activity
Source: RefSeq, a predicted model, not a curated record
UGACAAAACAAGACAAGGUAAGGUAAGGGACAGUUUUUAGUUUUUGUACUGGUGUGUGGUGCUUUAAUAAAAUUAGCAAUAGCACUUUAGGUCUCCUUUGUAAAAGGGGAUUUAACCACUGUUCAGAAGAUGUUGUUUCAACAAACUUCAAAUAUUCAACAACCAGUUAAAAUUACAAAGGCAGUCAAAUAUUUUUUUUUCUUAUACUGUAUAAAGAGGCAUGACAAUGACAGAAGAAAGCUAAUGGAGACAUUAUAAGUGAAUGUGACGCACAAAUAUUUUUUUCUAACUCACAAGCAGGCUUUGGUUAGUGGUUUGAAGGAAGCUUACAUGAAUCCACUUUAGCAGAGAGCAAGAACUGUACAGAGAAUGUCUUUUAUGAUUUUAUAUUUUCACAUGGUCAUAUUUGGUAUAAUUCAUUCAGAAAAUUUAACCUGAAGUGCAUAUUUCUAUGGGAUUUCUGUAUAUAUACAGCAUUUCACAUGUAAUGCAGUACUAUUUUGUUUAAACAGUUAAUUCUUUAAUGCUUUUAAAAGACAACUUCCUUUAAUUGGAAGGAUGCCUAAUUUAACAUUACAACUAAUUUUCUGUAUUUCCAAACAGAAUUUUUAGAAUUACUGGAACCCAAAUGAUUUUAAAUGGACUCAGACAAAUUCUUAAACACUUUUAAAUUUUACUUCAAAAUUUUAAAACAUGUAUUUGUUUUAAUAUUAUUCUGUUCUUGCAGAAAAGAACAGGAAUGACAGAAUCUAACAAGAUGUGUGCCUCUAUGCAGACCCUGUCCAGCUGGCUUGCGGACACAACUUCUGCCAGACGUGCAUCAGGACUGUCUGGGACUGCGAUAUCUCGGAGACGGGUCCAUUUUUUUGCCCCGAGUGCCAGUUUUUUGGGAUGUCAGAGAUUCCCUGGAGAUCAACAUGAGGCUUCAGAAAGAGGUGCAGGAGUUUGGCACAAGGAAUCCUGCCGUUCGGGAUCUUCCCCCAGCAGCUCCAAUAAUCCCGUGUGACCACUGCAUCGACGCCAAUUUGGUGGCUGUGAAAACGUGCUUGACCUGUGAUGCUUCUCUCUGUGCUGCCCAUCUCGAACUGCAUUUGAAUAAAGCAGCGUUUCUGGGGCACACCAUCAUCAAGGUGACAGGCAACCCGUUUUCCUUGAAGUGUGCAGAGCACCGCGAGGAGCUGAAACUUUAUUGUCAGGAGGAUGGAAUCAGUGUGUGCUCUCUGUGCGUUGUGAUAGGGUCUCACAAGAAUCAUCGAGUAGUGACGUCCCAGGAGGCCUGUACAGAGAUGAAGAAAAUCAUGGAGGAGAAUAUAAACAAGCUGAUGGAGAUGUGCCAGCUUGCUGAAGAGACAAUGAGGGGAAUGGAUUCUUUGUUCAGUGAAGUCUCACAACGUGCAACCUCAAUCAAAGAACGUAUCUGUGGAAAGUACAGGAGGUUGAAGAUGCUGAUUGAAGAGGAUGAAGAUCUGAUAAUGAGGAUUUUGGAAUCAGAAGAGCGGUAUUCUCUGAAGUGGCUGCUGUCUAAGAAGGAAGCUCUCGAAUGUCAGAGACGUGCUGGUGUUCACUAUUGCAUCCAGAUGAGAUGGAUGCAAUAG